UGCUUUUCUUUUAAGAAAGUCAGUUUAGUAAGAAAAAUGUGUUCAAUGUGCUGUUUUAAAAAAAAUAAUCUGUCAGUGAAAUAAUCGCUCCAUGUGUUUGUCUCUGCAGUUCAACAACGUCGGCACACAUCAUUGAGUCAUUGUCAUUGAGAGUAUGAAUAAAUCCAGUCGUGGAGACUUUGAAGACUCCUUUACGAGACUUUGGUCUCCAGGAGAUAUCGACACGGACAGAGGAAGACAGGAGCCAGAGGAGCGAAGGAAGAGGACGAUGGCCCAGUUCCAGGAGAGGGGCAGGAGAAAGGAGGAGAGGGAGAGACAGGUGGAUGAACAGAAAGAAAGAGAGGAGCAGGAGAAGAAUGACAGUGGGAUGGAGAGAGUGAAGAGGAUACUGGUCAAGCCAUGGAUCUUUGCAAAGAAGGAGAAGGAAACACAGGUGGAUAAACAGAAAGGAAGAGAGGAGCCGGAGGAGCUAGUGGAGCUAGUGGAGCUAGAGGAGCUAGUGGAGCUAGUGGAGCUAGAGGAGCUAGUGGAGCUAGAGGAGCUAGAGGAGCCAGAGGAGCCAGAGGAGCCAGAAGAGCCAGAGGAGCCAGAAGAGCCAGAAGAGCCAGAGGAGCCAGAGGAGCCAGAGGAGCCAGAGGAGCCAGAAGAGCCAGAGGAGCCAGAGGAGCCAGAGGAGCCAGAAGAGCCAGAGGAGCCAGAGGAGCCAGAGGAGCCAGAGGAGCGAAGGAAGAGGACGAUGGCGCAGUUCCAGGAGUGGGCCAGGAGAAAGGAGGAGAGGGAAAGACAGGCAGGUAAACAGAUAGAAAGAGAGGAGCAGGGGGAGAGUGACAGUGGGAUGGAGGAGAAAGGUAAGGGGAGAGCGGUCAAGGCAUGGACCUUGACAAAGGAGGAGAGUGAAAUACAGGAGAAGUGGGAGAGGAGGGAAAGAAAGGUGAGGGAACAAGAGAAAAGGGAGAGGAAGGAGAGGGAAAGGCAGGAGAAGGAGGAUAGAAAACAAGAGGAAAGGGAAAGAAAAGAGAGGGAAAGGCAGGAGAAGGAGGAAAGAAAACGAGAGAAAAGGGAGAGGGACGAGUUAGAAAAGCGGGCGAGGGAGGAGAGAAAACGAGAGAAAAGGGAGAGGAAGGAGAGGGAAAGGCAGGAGAAGGAGGAU
Messenger RNA from Thunnus maccoyii (southern bluefin tuna), 1150 nucleotides. RefSeq names its product balbiani ring protein 6-like. The record is from RefSeq and is a predicted model, not a curated record. The transcript has 2 exons. The annotation marks the transcript as partial. Lineage: Eukaryota; Metazoa; Chordata; Actinopteri; Scombriformes; Scombridae.